CUGGCCUUGGUCUCCGUUCGCAACACGAGGGAAAGCGCAAAAGAAUGGAUAUUUCACAGAAAGUCAAUACAUCUACGCAAGCAACUACAGAAGGCGACCCACGUUCCUUGUUAACAGUUUGCUUCGAAGCAACCAUUUUGGGUUUAAUAAUUCUCGCUGCCGUACUGGGGAAUUCUUUGAUUUUGACUUCCUUGUGUCGCUUCACUUGUCUACAAACCAAGACGAAUGUCUUUGUUUUGAACUUAGCGAUCGCCGAUUUAUUUCUCGCCGUAUUUGCGAUGCCUUUCACGCUCGUUUCUUCCAUAACUUAUGACUGGGAAUUUGGAACAGUAAUGUGCCAAAUCCUUGGCGCGUUAAACUCUAUCUUCUGCGAGGCGUCGAUAUGUACACUAACUUUCGUAAGCAUCGAACGAUUCAUAGCCAUAGUCUAUCCUUUGAAUUACGAAACAUUAAUCACUACCCAACGCGUGAAAAUCAUCAUUGGCUACAUUUGGUUGCAAGCUGUUUUAUGUGCCUCUUCCACGUUCAUUUUCUCUGAGUUCAAGUUCUUAGAGUUCGAAGCGAUCUGUACAGUGAAUUGGGAACGGAGUAUUGUUUACUCGCUCAUUUUCGCCAUCAUUUUCUUGUAUGUACCUUUCCUUGUGACAGCUGUGUUGUACUGUAUUAUUUUAAAAACAGCCAUAAGGCAGCGCCAGCGCAUUGAUAUCAUAAAAGUCGGUGAAAUCUCUUCCGAAAGAUGUUCACAAAAGAGUGGAAAAAAAGUCCCGACCGAGGAAAGAAAGACUAAAAAGGAAUAUAAAGCAACCGUUAUGAUUGGCAUUGUGGUGGGAACGUUCUGCCUUUGCUGGUUUCCUCAUUCAGUCGGCGUAUUCUGCAUUAUUGACCCAAGCUGUAAAUGGGACGAUUCUUUUUACGUGGCGACUACUUGGCUUGCCAUGUUUAACAGUGCCAUGAACUCUAUUAUUUAUGGUUUGAUGAACCGCAGUUUUAGACGAGCUUUUAAAAGCGUUUUAUGUUGUCAGCGUUACGUAGGGAACGAGGACUUAGCAACAAAUAUUCAACAAGAGGGAAUAAUAAGCGAUAGAAAAAGCAAUGUGUUAACCCGAUAUUCUCAACAUAGGUAUAGUAAUCGACAUUGCCAAUCAGAAAACUGGAUCAAAGCUGGCUGCCGUAAAGAUGUCGCACGAGAGAUGGUGUUACUGUUUAGUGAUCGUAAUCCAGGCUCUACUGUCAAGAUAAGCUGGAGUCACUGGAAACCUUAUCUCAUCAGGUUAAGAAUGCAUAGGUUUCUGGCAAUAAGUUUAAUCUGUCGACAAAAGAAAGAGGCUCAGAACGAGAAAAUAUUCGAUGGAGACAUGAUGGCAGUGUUUCUGGCUUGUCGCUGCGCAACUGAAGCCAAGCGUCAAAAGCUUCAUUGGUUUGCUUUACAGUAUUAUGGAGAGUGUUGGGGAAGCAGCGAGCCUUUACAAGAACUCUUUCCAAGAUACCCCAUAGAUUCGGAGGAAAGAUGCGUUGGUGAGUCUUUCAAGCCUUGCAAAGACGAGGAUGCUAAGUCAAUGUGCGUUGGACGUGCGUUCAGAGCUUACUUCUAUGAGUUCAAAAAACAGCCUGGGGAGCAAGUAUCACACCAGGGAGUAGCCAGUGGAGGAGGAUACGUUCUUGUUCCAGGCUGUCAGAGAGCUGUAGAUGUUGCCUUUGUGAUUGAUACAUCAGGGAGUGUAACACAGGCCAAUUUCAAUAGGAUUAUACAGUUCCUCAAGCUGUUCGUGGAUCGCUUUGACUUUCCGGACAGCGGCACUAGAUUCGCCCUUUUGAGGUACGAUCAUCAUGUGUGCAUCGACCUAACUUUAGAAGACUCAGUUCUGUACACCUUGCACGGACUCAAAAAUAAAGUCGGCGAGAUGCUGUACACUGGAGGUUCUACGCUCACACAUCUCGCUUUGCAGGAAGUGAAAGAUAAGAUAUUUAAGGGGGCUCCCAGAUAUGGUGUGCCUAGGACAUGUAUCCUUAUGACUGAUGGAAUCACGCACGGAGGAAGCCUAACAGUGAAACAACCCUCUGCAUAUUUGAGGGCCUUAGGAGUUCAUAUAAUAGCAAUUGGUGUCGGUAGCGAGGUAGAUUCUCGUGAGCUCGCUUACAUUGCGGAAAAGAACGUAAUCCUUUUGACUUCAUUUGAUGAGGUACUUGCAAAGGCGCACCAGACAAUUGAACAGCUCGUCCGUGGCACUUGUGGAACUGUGAACUAG
This is a messenger RNA of Stylophora pistillata, 2246 nucleotides long. RefSeq names its product matrilin-3. Lineage: Eukaryota; Metazoa; Cnidaria; Anthozoa; Scleractinia; Pocilloporidae. The record is from RefSeq and is a predicted model, not a curated record.